UUGCAUGGUGAGAGUGGUUCCGCUAAUGUUGCUGCCAUAAACCUAAAAUUUCCCAAUAUUAUUAGCACAACUAGUCAGUAUUCUCUUUGUGAUAUUUACAACAUAGAUAAGACUGGCCUAUUCUAUACUAUGGCUCCUAACCAUACAAUUGUGUCUCGCCAGAUUGAAAAGUCAAAAAAAGAUUGUAUGAGACUCACGAUUGCAUUUACAACCAAUGCAGAUGGUACCCACAAACUUCAAUCUUUUAUUAUUAGGCAUUCUGCAAGACCUAGAUGUUUUAAAAAAAAAACAGAAUGGAUAGAAAAAUUAGACAAAGAAAUGAAAGAAUCAAACUAUUAUAUUUUACUUGUCCUUGAUGGUGCCCCCUCACAUGUUACUAGUGCCCUUAACUUGAAUAAUGUAAAAGUACUCACAUUACCUCCAUAUAUAACAUCCAAAAUACAACCAAUGGAUACUGGUGUUAUUGCAUCAUUCAAACUUCAUUAUCAUUAUAUUCAACUUCAACAUGCAAUUGACCAUAAUAAAGCUGAAGAAAAAGAUAUCUAUAAAAUAGAUUAA
Molecule: messenger RNA, 558 nt
Organism: Dentiscutata heterogama
Lineage: Eukaryota; Fungi; Glomeromycota; Glomeromycetes; Diversisporales; Gigasporaceae
Source: the annotation of a GenBank genome assembly